AUGCUCCAUUUCAUUCUAUGUUUCAGUGACCUCUACCACCUCGUGUCGUCCAGACAAAUGAAUGUGUCCAGCAGAGAAACUACCAACUCUGUCAGCCACUUUAUCCUCAUGGGCUUUCCCUCAAGCCCCAAAAUGCAGCUCCUCUACUUCGGGCUUUUCUCAGUAGCCUAUACUCUCACCCUGAUGGGCAACGCAGCCAUUGCCUGUGCUGUGCGUUGGGACAGGCGCCUUCACACACCCAUGUACAUCCUUUUGGGAAAUUUUUCUCUCCUGGAAAUAUGUUAUGUCACCACCACUGUCCCUAAGAUGUUGGCCAACUUCCUCUCCACAAGCAAGUCCAUCUCCUUUGUGAGUUGUUUUGCACAGUUCUACUUCUUCUUCUCCUUUGGGUAUGAUGAGGGAUUCUACCUUUCCAUCAUGGCCUUUGACAGGUGCCUUGCCAUCUGCCGCCCUCUGCAUUAUCCACGCAUCAUGACCAGACAGCUGUGCACUGGCCUCGUCAUCUUCGGAUGGUCAUGUGGGUUCAUCAUCUUCCUCACUCCAGUUGUUCUCAUUUCAAAGUUGCCCUACUGUGGCCCAAAUGUCAUCAACCAUUUCCUGUGUGAUCCUGUUCCACUGAUGAUGCUGUCCUGUUCUGAAGACAUCACCACCCAGCUCAUUUAUUCCACUUUCAAUCAUAUCUUCAUUAUUGGCACUUUUCUCUUUAUCCUUUGUUCCUAUGCUCUAGUGAUUCUGGCCGUGGUGCGAAUGACCUCAGAGGCUAGCAAACGAAAGGCUUUCUCCACCUGUGCUUCUCAUCUGGCAGUUGUCACCCUGUUUUAUGGACCUAGUAUAAUGAUGUAUGUUAGUCCUGGAUCAGGACACCCAGUGAAAAUGCAAAAAAUCAUUACCUUGUUUUAUUCUGUGGUAACACCUGUGUGCAAUCCCCUAAUAUACAGCCUCAGGAACAAGGAGAUGAAGGAUGCUCUGGUGAAAAUCUUCAAGACCAGAAAAGGUGUUCAUUAA
Otolemur garnettii (small-eared galago) is the source of this 1005-nucleotide messenger RNA. RefSeq names its product olfactory receptor 11G2-like. Bases 1 to 1005 code for a protein of 334 amino acids. Gene Ontology annotation, biological process: G protein-coupled receptor signaling pathway. Gene Ontology annotation, cellular component: membrane. The record is from RefSeq and is a predicted model, not a curated record. The transcript has a single exon. Gene Ontology annotation, molecular function: olfactory receptor activity; G protein-coupled receptor activity. Lineage: Eukaryota; Metazoa; Chordata; Mammalia; Primates; Galagidae.